UCUACGCCCUUGCUUUAUAUACUGAAAAUGAUAUCUUAAAUUUAGAUGAAUAAUUGUGAAAUUACAUCACAGGUGAAAUUCUUUACAGCUUUACAUCGGUUGUACAGUUCCAUUGUUUUGUUUUGUUUUUUAAAUUCUAUCGCAAUAGAGCCCAAAUGCCUUUGUUUUCACUUUGGGGACAGUGGCUCUGUAGCUUCUGGAUAAACAAACUACCAGACUACAAAAUGCAAAUUGAGGGGUGCUCGUGGUCACGUGACGCAAUUGGACCGUUCCCCAUGACCAACGUGUCAGGUUGCUAAGUUAGCUAGUAAGCUAGCUGCACUUAGCUGACCAAAUGAUGUGGCUCGAAGAAGAAGAUGCCGCUUUGCGACGUGCCAGCGAUAAGACUGUUAGCUGGAAGAGAUGAAUCGACUAUGUCAAAAAUUGUAAAGACAGCUACGUACUCGGACGACAGGCAAACAACGCCCGUGCCAUGGCAGCAGGUGUCAGCAUACUGAGUGACCUGCCUAACUCCAUCGGUGGAGCCCGCAGUGGAGAGACCAGCACAGAGAUGGAGGCAGCCAAUACAAGGGUCCCUACUGCAAAGUACACCAAGAUGGGUGAGACCCUGAGGCAUGUCAUCCCCGGUCACAUGCAGUGCUCCAUGGCCUGUGGAGGGAAAGCCUGCAAAUAUGAGAACCCCUCUCGCUGGAGUGAUGAGGAGCAAGCCAUCAAGGGACUCUACUCAUCCUGGAUUACUGACAACUUGCUAGCCAUGGCAAGGCCUUCCACUGAGAUCAUAGAGAAAUAUAACAUAAUUGAACAAUUUCAAAGGUGUGGUUUGAAAACCGUUAUUAACCUGCAGCGACCUGGAGAACAUGCCAGCUGUGGAAACCCACUGGAGCAAGAGAGCGGCUUCACUUACCGACCUGAAACUUUCAUGGAGGCAGGCAUUGCUGCACCUUCAAGGGGUGGCUCAAGACGCGUAUAUUAUUACAAUUUUGGAUGGAAAGAUUAUGGUGUGGCAUCUCUGACUACAAUCCUUGACAUGGUAAAAGUCAUGUCAUUUGCUGUCCAAGAAGGGAAGAUGGCUGUCCACUGCCAUGCUGGCCUUGGAAGAACAGGUGUGUUGUUGGCUUGUUAUUUGGUCUUUACAACUCGUAUGAACGCUGACCAAGCCAUCCUGUUUGUGCGAGCCAAAAGACCCAACUCCAUCCAAACCAGAGGCCAGCUACUCUGUGUCAGGGAGUUUGCCCAGUUCCUGGUUCCUCUUCGAAGUGUCUUCUCCUGCGCUGAACCCAAAGCAGGUGCCGUUACUUUGUCCCAGUAUCUCACCCGUCAACGACACCUGCUACAUGGCUACGAGGCUCGGCAGAUGAAGAACGUGCCAAAGAUUGUCCAGCUGGUGUGCAGGCUGCUAAUUGACAUCGCAGCCAACAGACAGGUGGUGAUUGAGGAGGAAUGGUUGGAGAUUCCCGACCUCACGGCUGAGGUAGAGAAGACUGUGUCCCAGCAGGCCCUUCAACAGCUUGGGAAGGAAAUGAAAGGGAAAGGGAUUCCCCUUCUAUGUAGUUCAUCCCAUCCUCUUAGUCCAGCACUGAUACAGCCUAGACUUGCUAACGAUCAGCCUCUAAUUAGUGACAAUGAGCUUGACCCCUUGUGGAGGCAGCAGAAUGGAGAGAGCCCCCAGAGAUCUUCUCUGUGCGAAAACAGGAGCUACAGCGAUUCUGUUCUUCACAAGCUGGGGCAAUGCCAGCAUCCUUUAGGAAAUCUGAAGAACAACCAACCAAUCAACUGCCUGAUCAAACAUUCCUUGUCUCACAGCAGCCUUACUGCCUGUAACCCUUCCAGAUUUUGCAACCUCUCUACUCAGAACAUUUUUAAGAACAAUCAGAACUCCAGUAUAGAAACAAAGGAAGACCUUGGAUCUCCCAUUUUAAAAAGACCGCUCCGUGAAGGCCAUCAGAGUUUGCCUUUAGAUUUCUCUGAGGACAGUAGAAGAUCCCACUGCAAUGCCACACUGCCUGCCUUAGCAGUCAAGAGCAAACUGGUAGCUGGUAAGGAGAAUGUGUCAAUGGGUGGAAGUGCAGAUGACUUCUCAGAGGUUCCUUUCAUCACCCUCCAGUCUGAGUUCUCACCAGAGAGCAGGUGCCUCGUGGUGGCAAAAGCUCUGGCCCUGGAACUGACAGACAAGGAUCUCACCUCCAAGGUGUCAGUGUGGCAGAUGGAGCUGAACUCCAGAGAGGGAACAUGGGAGAGGCUGUGCAAGGAGAGAGACCCUCUGGUCCUAUCUAGUCUGAUGUGGUCAUGGGUGGAGCAGCUUAAGGAUCCAGUCAUCAGCAGUGAGGAUAUAAAAGCCCUCACUGAAAGGAAUGUAAACCCACAGAACGCCCUCGAUUCACUGGAAAAGGGUCACCGGCUCACUUUGCUGUGCAUCCUCGACUGUGCUGCUCAUCUCCUGCCAGUGCCUAAAGAAUUGGAGACCAGUUUUCUUAACCAAACCAUUAAAGUGUUUACUAAGAUGGACCCUGGCUCAGAGGAGAACAAGUCUCUGUAUGCAACACUGAAAGCAAUCCUGACUCUCAUUCUUCACGAGCUGCAUGACAAAGCUGUUCAGGAGAAUGAAGCCUCCUGAUUGGCAUUGCCCCAAUCAGCCUGCCGAGAAGAAGACUCCCAAACGAGGUUCCACUUUUAUUUGUGGGCAUUACUGCAUUAGAAGCCACCUCUUGCACCCGACGCUGCUGAGAUCUGCCAGUCAUGUAGUUUUUGAAGCUAAGUGUUUUUUCAUUCUGUUUCCUUUGAAGCUUGUAAUUGACUCUGAGUACUGCUACUCUGUGUUAAUGUGCCACUGUGCUCACUCUGAACUUUUUGUUGGUUACCUGUUCUUUGUCUGAGACUAGAUCUUGCUUUAUUAUCUAACUCAUAGCUGUUAGGGACAUGAUGAAGAAACAUUUCAUUACGUGAAUGUAAUGUUAUUUAAAUGUGUGACUCAGCUCUCUGGGUUCUUGGUGGGGAGGGGUUAUUCAAACCAAAAUAUGUUUUACACUGUGCACAUGCUGCAAUGUGUCUUAUUUAUUCAGAUGUUCUUUUUUGAAAUGCACAAGUCGAUAGAAUUGCUAUAACCUGAUAAGUUGCUUUGUUGCUGUAGAAUGUAAGGCGUUGUCUUAGUGUUAAACUGUGGCUGUUACAGCAGUGCAAACUCACCAGGCCACAGUGCGUUUUCUUUUUCAAUCAAUUUUAUGUACUUAAUACUGUUUACCAAAAAAAAAUCCUCCGUGUAUUGUUGUGUCAUUCAUUCAUUUGUAAAACAUCAAUCUGCCUCAACUCCUGCAUUUAGCACUCUGCCUCGACUCACAUGGCCUCUGUUUGGACUCAUUUUGUGUAAUUUUGGUGUGUGUGUGUGUGUGUGUGUGUGUGGCUAUUGACAAAAAUCUUCCACCUCAUCGCUUAUAUACAGACAAAAUUCAGUGUAGAUGCAAGCUGAGUGUGAUAUACUAAUGGUACUGUAGUAAUACGGGGCUGUGGAGGAUUUUCAACAAGCACUAUUUUUUCAUUGUUCCAACGGGUUACUUAGAGAAAUAAACAUAACUGACUGAGUCUUGAGUGUUUGUUUGUUUUUUACUGGGGGUGGGUGUUGUGUUCCCCAAAUUGCUCCUGGGCUGGUUUUUGACUUACUGGAAGAGGCUGCUGCCUGUGGGGAGUACUUUUACAAUGGCAAGUGAGCUUGGUUUUCCAGCAAGAAGUUUCACUGUUUUUCGCUACACCAAUAAAUCGUUUAAUGUUGAGGCUAAACAUGUACAACAUUUUAAAAAACUAUACUAUAAAUCAGAAAAAAACCCUCAAAAUUAAAUUUGUUAGUGGCAAGCAGAAGAUCAGUCAGCCUUGAGUUACAGCAAGUGUCGGAGCAUCUGGGAGGGUGAGACGUUGUAGGAGUUAAGUAACUCCUAAAGAUGGCAGUAAUGUAACAUUAAGGAUACUACUGUUAAACCCUCGAAGAAGAAGUAGCAGCUUCACGAACCACGAAGAAGAAGCAGUCAGAGGGUGGAGGAUUCUUUCGACAUGGCAGGUAGGUGGGUAUACUUUGUUAAUUAUACAUUUUGGAUACACAUUUCUUAGUAGUUGGGGUAGUAUUCUUUCAAGCAUACAUGUAAAGACUCGGCAGUGCUGCAGAGGCCGCUGCCGCACUUUAGCCUGGCGUUUGCCUUUUGGGACUUCCAUGCUGGAACGUGCUGCUAGCUGCUAGCCCGACAGGGUUAGCUAGCCAUUAGUAAGGAGUGGUUAUUAUCGGGCGACUGGAGCGCUUCACGCGUCUCUUCUUAUUAAGCACUGAGCGGGACUUUACCAGCGAGGGAAAUGGGCAUAUGGGAUCUUGUGCUUCUUCUGUUUCUGCUAAACAUUAACCCUCUACACUGGGCAGCUUUGACUGUAUUUUAAGAGCAAACACUGGGCAGGGAGCAGUUUCAUGUUGGGAAGAGGUACUUCCUUUCUAAUGGACACGUUAAGCUCUUCAGGGUUAAAGGGUCUUUGCGUGUAAAAUCAUUUUACUGCAGUAGUCAAUGCCCUCAUUUAUGAGGCUAUUCAUUCUUCAAGCAAAGGAGUUUAAAAAAGACCCUUAUUGCGUUUUCCUAGCUGUCUUUAAUCAUAUUUAAUAUGGGUAUUUCAGUUUCCAUCAUAGCGUAAUAUGUGCAAGUAAGCCCUCUAAGUCAUCUCAGGCACGUGCUUGCCCCACCCACCUGCUGCAGAUGAGGUGAGGUGCUGCACCAAGGCCUGAACAGUGUGUGGGACAGACACAGCUGUCUGGUCUGCCUGCUGUCUGGAAAAUUAUGAGUGCUGAUAAUCUGACUUCUAUUUUUUUUUUUCUUCUUUUCCCCUGGCUCAAGUCUUUGGGAGGCAGAUGUAAGCAGGGUUGGCCUAAAUGUAGUUAAUGAAAUGAGUCUGUGAUGAUGAAACAAUUCUAAGUAUUCAUUUCUGAAGGCCAGAACCUCAUUCAUCAUAUUUAUGGAGCACGCGUAUAUUUUAAGAUCUAGCCUACAAUAUGAGAGAGAGCCCCAUCGAUCAGGAGAUCCCCUAUGAACAAGAACUUGAUGACAGAGGAAAGAAAAACGCCCUUUGAACAGGAAGAGACCUCUGACAGAACCAGUCUCAGAGGGGAAGCCCUCUGCUCUGACUGGGUGUGAGGUUUGGGGAAAGAUGAGAUUUCUCUUUAUAGCUGCUAAUCACCUAUUAAAAUGCUAACUGUCUGUCAGGAUUUAAAUAGUUUGAAUUGAAGCUGAUUAUUAUUAACUGAUAUUAUUCUAAGACAAACUUCAUUUAGCUUCCCGAGUUUAAAAAGUGGUAAAUCUAUUGUUUUGGGUUUGCAUUACUUUACAUUAUGAUUGGAUUGACUUCAGCAUACCAUGAAUGACAGUGGAUGAGUUGGUCACAUUACAACUACUCUGCUGUUGGAUUCAGCAAUAUUAACAGAACUGUCAGAAUUUGUCAUAAAACAAACACAAAUUCCUGUUCAGGGCCCUAUUUCAGGAAGCCGGUUUAGUGCAAACUCUGAGUAAGUAUACCCU
Molecule: messenger RNA, 5537 nt
Organism: Haplochromis burtoni (Burton's mouthbrooder)
Lineage: Eukaryota; Metazoa; Chordata; Actinopteri; Cichliformes; Cichlidae
Gene: ptpdc1a
Product: protein tyrosine phosphatase domain containing 1a
Exons: 11
Coding region: 473-2614 (713 amino acids)
Biological process (GO): protein dephosphorylation; cilium assembly
Molecular function (GO): protein tyrosine/serine/threonine phosphatase activity
Source: RefSeq, a predicted model, not a curated record